CCAGCCCUACAGAGAAAACAAGUCUCUCAUCAGGUGUGGUUUUAUUCUGGAGUUAAGACUGUGCCACUGAACCUGCUCAUUCUAGGUGCGUAAUGCUGGGAGAAGAAUAGCUGUGACUGUGACUGUGUUGUAUUUAUAUAUAUAAAGAAAUACUGAAUUAUUUAACAGAUGUAUUUUUACAGUCUGUAUUAGCACUUGUCAGAUAUGAAGAUCGCCUCGUUUAACGCACAGAGGUUCGGACAGGCCAAAGUCUCAGAUCCAGACGUCCUGUCAGCUCUUGUCAAGAUUGUGUCACGAUACGACAUCAUAGUGAUUAUUGAGGUGGUGGAUGUGACCGGAGCUGCCGUCAAACUGUUCUUAAAAGAACUAAAUGAAGUCAACACGACCCAUCACUAUGCUCUGCAGCUCAGUGUCCGACUGGGGAGGAACAGAUACAAGGAGCAAUUUUUGUUCCUUUACAGGGAUGAUGUUGUUGAUCUGGUUGACAGCUAUCAAUAUGAAGACAACCAAGUGAACGACAUGGAUGCCUUUGCCAGAGAACCAUAUAUUCUCCGCUUUAAACCACACAACACAGUGCUGAAGGACAUAGUGCUGAUCCCGGUCCACACCAAGCCGUGGGACUCUGAGCGAGAGCUGGAUGAGCUGUAUGACGUCUGUCUGGUGGUCAAAGACAAAUGGAAAACUGAUAACAUAAUGAUCCUGGGGGAUUUCAAUGCAGAUGGUGUGUACGUCACCCCUAAGGAGAUGCAGGAGAUUCGCAUCCGCAGCGACAAGAAUUUCCAUUGGCUAAUCCGUGAUGGCGUGGACACGAUGGCAAGAACGUCAAACGAACACACCUACGACCGGAUUGUUGUGUAUGGAGAAGAUAUGCUUACAGCCUUUGUGCCAAACUCAGCCAAGCCAUUUAAUUUCCACAAAGAGUUUGCUAUGACUGAAGAAAAGGCCCUGAGGGUGAGCGACCACUACCCUGUGGAGGUAGAGUUACGUAAAGCCCCUCCUUUCUGGAUGACAAAGAGCAACCGAAGAAGUGACAGUGUUGAUUCAUCAGUUCACAGAGCUGUCACAGAAAGUCUGCAGGAUGAUGUGUUGAAACUGCAGAAGGAAAACCUCCUGCUGGAGCGAGAAAAACUUCAACUACUGAUCACUUUAUUAAAACAGCGGCUUUCCACACUCAAGCUGAAACAAUGACAAGAUCUCAAACACGACUGAUUUUGCAAAGCUGUAUGUAUGUAUGUAUGUAUGUAUGUAUGUAUGUAUGUAUGUAUGUAUGUAUGUAUGUAUGUAUGUAUGUAUGUAUGUAUGUAUGUAUGUAUGUAUGUAUGUAUGUAUGUAUGUAUGUAUGUAUGUAUGUAUGUAUGUAUGUAUGUAUCUAAUCAGAUAAAUAGCAGUGGAUGAAACAUCGUGGCCUGACUGUAUUUAAAGUUUGUCUGGCCCCAGUGUGAGGAAUGGUGUGCACUGGGGAGGGAUAUGGUUCACUUGAGAUUUAUUGACCAUAUAAUUUCACUUGACCUCCUAAAGACUUUGCUCUAGUAGUUGAGGCCGUUCCAUCAGGUGCCAUAAUUAUAUAGGAAUGUUGUUAGGUUUGCACCAAGAUGCAUUUCUUUCGCAAACUCCGCUGAACUGGUAGAAAUGUGUUUCUCAAUAGACACAAAACAUUUAUGCAGUUUUCAAAGAGAUCCUGUCUAAAUUCCAUAUUGAGCAUGUUGCACUCAGUUUGUAAUAUAUGUUGGAAGAAGGUUACUAUGCAUUAUCAUAAAUAUCUAAUUGUUAUUAAAGUUAAGGAAGUGUCAUUCACAAUUAUCAUGAACAUUAACCUGCAACUAUUUAGAAAUAAAAAAAGACAUACCAAGAAUAGUUCUGUGAUAAAUAUUCAGAAAACACAAUUGUUGGCAUUGUUCUCAAGAUAUUCUGGAAAGACCUUUGCAGAUUUGUCAUUAAUCAUUUUAAAACUUUACAUCAAAUAAAUAAGUAUUUUUACAAAACCAAACAAAUAAUAAUACAUUUACAUAAUACAAAAAAAGUAUUAAUGUGAAUGUAAGGAAAACAUAAUAUUGGUGUGAGCAAUAUGUAAAACUAUUGUCUAAUUUGAUAAUCAAAAAGUCUACCUAGAAUCCGUGUAUCUACCGUCCAAUUGUUUUUCUUUAUUAAACACGUAAACGGAA
Molecule: messenger RNA, 2162 nt
Organism: Gymnodraco acuticeps
Lineage: Eukaryota; Metazoa; Chordata; Actinopteri; Perciformes; Bathydraconidae
Product: deoxyribonuclease-1-like
Exons: 9
Coding region: 205-1188 (327 amino acids)
Biological process (GO): DNA catabolic process
Cellular component (GO): nucleus
Molecular function (GO): DNA nuclease activity
Source: RefSeq, a predicted model, not a curated record